Molecule: messenger RNA, 2705 nt
Organism: Struthio camelus australis
Lineage: Eukaryota; Metazoa; Chordata; Aves; Struthioniformes; Struthionidae
Gene: ACSBG2
Product: acyl-CoA synthetase bubblegum family member 2
Cellular component (GO): membrane; endoplasmic reticulum
Molecular function (GO): long-chain fatty acid-CoA ligase activity
Source: RefSeq, a predicted model, not a curated record
GAUUAAGUCUGUAGUGUGCACGAAUGCAGCUCGAUGCAGAGCAGUCAGCUCUGCAGCAGCCAAGGGCUGCGUCCCUUCCCAGCUGUUGUGGGUGUGUUGCAGGUAGGAAAAAAGAAACCCUCCACCGUCCCAGCAUGCCUUAAAAACUCAUUGUAUGCCCUGGUGGUGCAGGCAGGAGGCACAUGACUAGAGCUUCCUUAUAAGGAGCCUGGUGUGGGGUGAUGGGCCACUUCCAAUUGCAAGGCAGGGAACACAUGACAUAAGAUACUAUAGAUCUGCCUUGUGGGCGCUAGUUUAAAAAUAAAGGAUAUUACACAUCUAUGCUCAUCCUGAGAGGCUGCGGAGAGGAAAGACUGCACGAAAGCACAGACAAUGCACUGGACAACGCUGUGUGAGUCAGAUACACGUAUGGCACUUGCAGACCCCAUCCCCGCGGCUUAUCCUAAUUCAGAUGCUCAAGGGAAGUGUGAGGUGUCACUGGAUGAUGUACUGGUCAACUCUUCAGCUAGAAUUGUUGAGGUCCACAACGCUGAGACAGUUGAAGAUACUAAGACAGAGGGAUCUCAGAUAGACAUGCUGCAUUGCAAAGUGUUUGCACCUCCUACCCCCAGUGUGUGGACAACACAACGAGAUGGAGAAGUCAAACUGAGGAUGGAUGAACAUGGCAUAGGCAGUGAGAAACCAAAGACAAUUCCUGAGCUAUUUGACGAAGCCGUUAAAAAAUACGGUAAUUGUUGUGCCCUUUCAUACAAAAAGGAUGGCCGUUGGAUGAAGGUGUCAUAUAAGACGUACUAUGGUGAAUGUUGGACUGCAGCAAAAAGCUUUCUGAAGUUGGGACUAGAGCGUUUCCAUGGAGUAUGCAUCUUGGGAUUUAAUGCUGCAGAGUGGUUUAUUGCUGACAUUGGAGCGAUCCUUGCAGGUGGACUUGCUGUUGGUAUCUACACUACAAGCUCUCCUGAGGCCUGCCAUUACGUAGCAGAGAACUGUGAUGCUAACGUUAUUGUUGUGGAAAACCAUAAACAGCUGCAGAAAAUCUUAGAAAUUGAGCAUAAACUACCUCUUCUGAAAGCUAUUAUCAUGUAUGGGGAAGAACCAAGGGAGAAGAGACCAAAUCUGUAUUCUUGGGAGCAGUUCAUGGACCUUGCCGAUCAUGUUACAGAUAAUAGUCUCAUGGAUAUCAUUGCGUCACAGAAGCCUAACCAGUGCUGCACACUAAUAUAUACCUCAGGAACAACUGGACAGCCAAAGGGAGUAAUGCUCAGUCAUGACAAUUUGACGUGGACUGCAGCAGCAGCGGGGCGUUUCAUACAACUCACGGAUGGUACAGAAAAGCAAGAACGGGUGGUCAGCUAUCUGCCCCUCAGUCACAUUGCUGCGCAGAUGAUAGAUAUUUGGUUGCCAUUAACCUAUGGCGCGCAAGUUUUCUUUGCUCAACCAGAUGCAUUAAAGGGCACCUUGGUAGACACCCUGCGGGAGGUGAGGCCAACUGCUUUUUUGGGAGUUCCUCGUGUCUGGGAAAAAAUGGAAGAAAAAAUGAAAUGUGUAGGCGCAAAAUCAUCUGCACUCAAAAGAACAGUGGCAUCCUGGGCCAAGGAAGUCGGGUUGCAGACAAACCUGAAACGGAUGAAUGGGAAUACUGAAGUCCCAGUGAACUUCCGCUUAGCCAGGCACUUGGUAUAUAAGAAAGUUCGAAAGGCUCUCGGACUGGAUCGGUGCACAAAGUGCUACACAGGAGCUGCUCCAAUUACCAAAGAGACGCUAGAAUUUUUUCUGAGUCUGAACAUUCCUGUGUAUGAGCUGUACGGCAUGAGCGAGAGCUCUGGGCCUCAGACAAUCUCUCUGCCUCACGCGUUCAGGAUUACCAGCUGUGGAAAGGAAAUUACAGGCUGCCGGACACUGAUUCACGAGCCAGAUGGUGAGGGCAAUGGGGAGAUCUGCUUCUCAGGAAGACACGUCUUUAUGGGCUAUUUGAACAUGGAAGAAAAAACCAAAGAGGCAAUUGAUAAAGAUGGCUGGCUGCAUUCAGGUGACCUUGGCAAGAUUGAUAAAGAUGGAUUCCUCUACAUCACUGGCAGAAUUAAAGAGCUCAUCAUCACUGCUGGAGGUGAGAACAUUCCUCCUGUUCCGAUUGAGGAUGCUGUAAAAGAGGCUGUUCCCAUCAUUAGCAACGCAAUGUUGGUUGGAGACAAAGCAAAAUUCCUUGCUAUGCUUCUAACGCUAAAGUGCCAAGUAAAUGAAGAAAAUGGAGAGCCAGGAGAUGACCUCACUCCAGAAGCUAUUGAAUAUUGCUGCAAACUGGGCAGCAAGGCUACCAAAGUCUCUGAAAUCAUAAGUAGCAAAGACCAAGCUGUUUAUGCAGCUAUCCAGAAGGGAAUUUCAGCUGUCAAUGACAGAGCAGUCUCGAAUGCUCAGAAAGUCCAGAAGUGGGCCCUUCUGGAAAAGGACUUUUCUCUCUUUGGGGGAGAGCUCGGCCCAACAAUGAAACUGAAGAGAACAGCGGUGGCACAGAAGUAUAAAGACCAAAUUGAUCGGUUUUAUACUGAUGCGGAUACGCCAACUACAACAGAGAAUGCUGUUCGGAAGUAACAUGGAGGCUCUGUGACUUGGUAUGCAACUCUUCCCCUGCUAUGUAAGUGUACUAUCAGCAUGGACUCUUAAUGACGGAUUAAGUGGGUUUUGCUGAAAUAAAGGAGGCUCAGUCAUCA